UUCCUGUCUUUCUGCUUUCCCCUCACCGUCCCGUAACAAUGUACCGAUACAUAGGGGAGUUGGUAUCUCGCGGAGGGGGUGCUCUGGCUUCAUGCACUGCUGAUAGUGUCUUGCCGCUUUCUGCCGCACCCAUUCUGCGUCGCUACAGCCAGGCCGUGAACGGAGACGAUGACCCCAACUUCUUCAAGAUGGUGGAGGGAUUCUUCGACAGAGGCGCCGGCAUUGUGGAGGACAAGUUGGUGGAGGACUUGCGGACACGCGAGACGGAGGAGCAGAAGAGGCUGCGGGUGAGGGGGAUCCUGCGCAUCAUAAAACCCUGCAACCACGUCCUGAGUGUCAGCUUCCCUAUCAAAAGGGACAAUGGCGAGUGGGAGGUUAUCGAGGGCUACCGGGCACAGCACAGCCAGCACCGGACUCCGUGCAAGGGAGGUAUUCGCUACAGCACAGAAGUCAGUGUUGAUGAAGUAAAAGCCUUGGCAUCACUGAUGACCUACAAAUGUGCAGUAGUUGAUGUGCCUUUUGGGGGAGCCAAAGCUGGAGUCAAAAUUAACCCAAGAAAUUUUUCUGAUGCAGAAUUGGAAAAGAUAACUAGAAGGUUUACAAUAGAACUCGCAAAGAAGGGCUUUAUUGGACCAGGCAUAGAUGUUCCUGCUCCAGAUAUGAGUACAGGUGAACGAGAAAUGUCAUGGAUUGCUGAUACUUAUGCUAAUACAAUUGGCCACACGGAUAUCAAUGCUCAUGCUUGUGUAACUGGAAAACCCAUCAGCCAAGGAGGUAUUCAUGGUCGUAUAUCUGCAACUGGUCGUGGUGUCUUUCAUGGCAUUGAAAACUUUAUCAAUGAGGCUUCCUACAUGAGUCAACUGGGUAUGACUCCUGGGUUUGGUGACAAGACUUUCGUCAUUCAGGGCUUUGGAAAUGUAGGUCUUCACUCUAUGCGAUAUCUUCACCGAUUUGGUGCCAAAUGUGUUGGAAUUGGUGAAAUUGAUGGGACCAUCUGGAACCCAAAUGGCAUUGACCCUAAAGAACUCGAGGACUACAAACUACAACAUGGGACAAUUGUUGGGUUUCCAAAGGCCCAGCCAUAUGAUGGAAACAUUUUAGAGGCAGAUUGUGACAUUCUUAUCCCAGCUGCUAGUGAGAAGCAACUGACAAAGUCUAAUGCACAUAAGAUAAAGGCUAAGAUUAUUGCAGAAGGAGCCAAUGGUCCUACAACCCCAGAAGCUGACAAAAUCUUCCUUGAAAGAAACAUCAUGGUCAUUCCAGAUCUAUAUUUGAAUGCUGGUGGUGUCACGGUUUCUUAUUUUGAGUGGCUUAAAAAUCUCAAUCAUGUUAGCUAUGGACGUUUGACCUUCAAAUAUGAGCGGGACUCAAACUACCAUUUGCUCAUGUCUGUCCAAGAGAGCUUAGAAAGAAAGUUUGGGAAACAUGGUGGGGCCAUCCCAGUUGUGCCCACCGCAGAAUUCCAGGCUAGGAUAUCUGGUGCGUCUGAGAAAGAUAUUGUCCAUUCUGGCUUGGCGUAUACAAUAGAACGGUCUGCAAGGCAAAUCAUGCGCACUGCUAUGAAGUACAACCUUGGUUUGGACCUAAGAACUGCUGCCUACGUAAAUGCCAUAGAAAAAGUAUUUAAGGUGUACAAUGAGGCUGGCCUGACUUUCACAUAAAAAGGAAACCUGUUGGAUCAUUAUAUUUGCCAUCUUUUCCAUAAAAACCUUUCAUAUAUGUUUACAUGUAAAACGGGCUUUUUUGGUUUUUUUUUUUUUUUUUUUUUUUUUAAAUCUCCCUUUUAACAUCACUUUUUAAUUUUGUGCCAUGUGGUAGAGGACUCUAGUUCCAAAUGCUUCCGUCCAUUAUUUUUGAGAAAAAAUAUAUAUAUUUUUUUUUCUAAACUUACACUACUGGUGUAUACAUUGUCAAUUCUUUAUCAUUAACCUCUUGGCACAUACUUGGUUAUCUGUUCAUCUAAUUUUUUAUGGGGCACAGUCUCAAAUUCCUGUGAGAUUUUGUGGUCACCAAAAAUGAGUGCAGUUUAACCAGUGAUUUAUUGUAACAGAUCAGGUGAUGAACUGAAGUUCAAGUUGACCACUUACUGCCUUAGAAACAAGGUGUUUAGUGUUGGCUUCUAAUUUUUUUUUUUUUUUUUUAUGGUACCCACUGUAGCUCAAAUCAUGAGCCAUUUCUGGGUUUUUAGAAGUGUAAUUUCUUUAACCAUGUCUGAGAGAUACAACUGACUGGAAUCUUUUUCAUUUUAGUACAGUAACGAACUAUAAAGGCAGGGGCUUUUUAAAGUAUAUUUCUAAUAUGCUAUAAAAAUAAAAGAUACAAUCUUCUGUUUAUGGAAAUACUUUUCGAUUAAGCCCUUCAUAACAAUGCACUUUUAUUAAACAGCAUGUGAGAAGCC
Xenopus laevis (African clawed frog) is the source of this 2398-nucleotide messenger RNA. It is a transcript of the gene glud1.S, whose product is annotated as glutamate dehydrogenase 1 S homeolog. Gene Ontology annotation, cellular component: mitochondrion. Gene Ontology annotation, molecular function: oxidoreductase activity; L-glutamate dehydrogenase (NAD+) activity; oxidoreductase activity, acting on the CH-NH2 group of donors, NAD or NADP as acceptor. Gene Ontology annotation, biological process: L-glutamate catabolic process; amino acid metabolic process. Lineage: Eukaryota; Metazoa; Chordata; Amphibia; Anura; Pipidae. The record is from RefSeq and is marked provisional.